AUGGAGUUACACAUCUUUGAGCUGUUUGUGAACAUGUGGAGCCAUGCGCAACUCACGGUAUGCGCCGACGGUGGCGCUAAUCGUCUAUGUGAUCGUAGUGUCGAUAUUAAAACACAGGAACUCGUCAAAACUCAUUACAUAAAAGGUGACUUGGACUCAUUGCGUGAUGAUGUUCGUGAGUUUUCUAUUGCCAAAGGAACGACGGAGAAAAUGUGCAAGCACAAAGAUACGUACAAUCGUUUCAAUGUCAUGAUCUUUGGAUUCAUGGGUGGACACUUUGAUCAGCAGAUGCAGAACGUCAACGCAAUGUUCCAAUGGAGAGACAAGUUCCAAAAGAUUGACCGUGAAAAGAAAUAA
Messenger RNA from Peronospora belbahrii, 357 nucleotides. The record is from the annotation of a GenBank genome assembly. Lineage: Eukaryota; Oomycota; Peronosporomycetes; Peronosporales; Peronosporaceae.